GCAUCGAUUUGUGCAUUUAAUUGUGCGGUUCGGUGCGCGUUUAAUUGCGCGUUGAAUUGUGCAUCGAAUUGCGCAUCGAAUUGCGCGUUCAAUUGCAUGCUUCGGUGCGCAUUGAAUUGCGCGUUGAAUUGCACGUUUAAUUGCAUGUCGAGUCGUGUGGUGGGUUGCCCGUUAAAACGCGCGAGUCGACGCAUGUCAAAUUGCGCAGUGCGGUGCAGUGCGCACUGCACACUUCAAUGCGCGUCAAAUUGCGUGGUUCGGUGUACGUUAAAUUGCGCGUUGAAUUGCAUGUUUAAUUGCAUGUCGAGUUGUGUGGUGGGUUGCGCAUCAAAAUGCGCGAGUCGGCGCAUGUCAAAUUGCGCAGUGCGGUGCAGAAAAUGUUUUGCGAUUUGCCCGUUAAAUCCCUACCAAAAUGAAACCGCUUUAAGAGCGCUCUCAACGCGAUCUUAA
Molecule: messenger RNA, 450 nt
Organism: Volvox carteri f. nagariensis
Lineage: Eukaryota; Viridiplantae; Chlorophyta; Chlorophyceae; Chlamydomonadales; Volvocaceae
Exons: 2
Source: RefSeq, a predicted model, not a curated record